UUUCUUUUAUACUCCCCCUUAGCCUCUCCGUGUUGAUGUACGGUGCAUCCGACCUUCACUCCAGCAACCGCCCGUGUUCUUCUCGCCUAUUGGCUGUCGUUCGAAUAACCACGCGUAUGACUGGAUGGCGUGAAUGUCGAUCAAGUCGGCGCGUCUUGCGAUUGGUUGUUAUUCCUCGUCCUCCCUUGCUAGCUUUCUCCGAGCCGCUGCUCUCAGUGUUAGCACGUUUACGCUUCUCCUGCUUCGCUUUUCUUCUGUUUGUCCUGUAGGAUCUGGACGUGUGUUGAUAAAAAACGCUUGUUUAUAGCGACCCUGGCUGUAAGAAGGCGACAGGAGGAAGCAGUGUGUUUGUUUGGGCCGGUAGGAGACGAUUAGACGCGGACUAACAUGGCGGCGGUGUCAGUGGGGGUGAGCGGCUUGUCCGUGCCUGUGGCCCGGCUGGAGGGACGUGAGUUCGAGUACCUGAUGAAGAAGCGCUCGGUGACCGUGGGCCGGAACUCGUCUCAGGGCUCCGUGGACGUGAGCAUGGGCCACUCGAGCUUUAUCUCCCGCAGACACCUGGAGCUGUUCACCGCCGGAGAGGACCAGGGUGCAGCAGGAGACUUCUAUCUGCGCUGCUUGGGGAAGAACGGCGUGUUUGUAGACGGCGUGUUUCUGCGCAGAGGAGCUCCUCCACUACAGCUGCCCCGAGUGUGCACGUUCCGGUUCCCCAGUACGAGCAUAAAGAUCACGUUCACGGCAUUGGGGCAGGUGAAGAAGGAGUCAAAGGAGGCGGAGUCUCCGGUAAAAGCAGUGCAGCCUCGUAUCUCGCCGCUGUCAAUCAACAUCCCUGAUAACAUUGCUCACCUGAUGAGCCCUCUGCCCUCACCCACAGGGACCAUCAGCGCGGCUAACUCGUGUCCGUCGAGUCCCAGAGGUGCUGGGUCAUCAGGUUAUAAAGUGGGCCGUAUGGUGUCGUCAGACCUGCACCUGAUUAACGAUAACUCUCAGUCAGAGAACGAUAAGGAGGCGUCAGGUGGAGACAGUCCCAAAGACGACUCUAAACCUCCGUACUCGUACGCUCAGCUCAUCGUGCAGGCCAUCACACUCGCUCCAGACAAACAGCUCACACUCAACGGCAUCUACACACACAUCACCAAGAACUACCCCUACUACAGGAGUGCAGAUAAGGGCUGGCAGAACUCGAUCCGACACAACCUGUCUCUGAACCGGUACUUCAUCAAAGUUCCGCGCUCUCAGGAAGAGCCGGGGAAGGGUUCGUUCUGGAGGAUCGACCCGUCCUCUGAGGCGAAGCUCAUUGACCAGGCCUUUAGGAAGCGUAAACCCCGAGGAGUGCCGUGCUUCAGGACGCCGCUGGGACCGCUGUCCUCCAGGAGCGCUCCAGCAUCACCCAGUCAUUCUGGAGUUCUUUCUGCACACUCCAGCGGCGCCCAGACCCCCGACAGCCUGUCACGGGAGGGAUCGCCCGUUCCCUUGGAGAUAGACUCCUCCCCUGCUCCGCCCCCUGUCAGCGCCGCUGCUGUGCAGCCGAAACUGGCUGUGAUCCAGGAGGCUCACCUGACACAGGCCACGCCCGUAAGCAGUGCUCCAGUGUUGAUAGCCGUACAGAGACCCGUGGUGUUCUCCUCUUCCACCUCCUCCACAGCUGCUCCUCAGACAUUGAUGCAGACUCUCCAUGUCCUCCAUCAGAUCCCCAUCAGUGCUGCUAAACCUCAGGAGAAUGGAGCAGCACACUCAGACGGCAAAGUGAAAGUAGAAGCCGUACCCACCAUCACCCACACGUCUGUAGGCUCAGCCAAUCGGAUCAUCCAGAGUAGCGCGGCCACGCCCUUACAGACGGUUACCAUAGUGCAGCAAGCCCCAUUGGGUCAGCACCAACUGCCAAUCAAGACCAUCACACAGAAUGGCACCCACAUGAUGCCCAUCGCUACAGCCAGCACAGUGUCCAGUCCUCUCCACCUGUUGGCAGCCCACGCCUCCAUCUCUGCUUCUCUGCCUACUAAACGACAGAAUGGAGAGAACGAGCAGCCUGAGAAUAAACGACAGAAAAUGGAGGUGCAGCAGCACAGCAUUACUUCUGACCCUAAUGGAACAGUUGAAAAGAACACGCCCACUGCUGUCAAUCAAGACUAGGCAUUAACAUGAGCCCGCCCUUUCUCAAAAGCUCCACAUCUUUCUGUUCAUCUUAUUCAUUUCUCUCUGUGUGAAUGUGUGUGUGAGGUGUCAUGUCCGUUACCGACUGUUCAAUACAAAGCAAAAAAUCCUAUUGAAUGCUCUGGAGUAAAACCCCACCCACUCACAGGCUCCUCCCCCUCCUGCUGUAUGGUGCUACACAGCGCAGCAACAACAGAUAUCAUGUCACCCAGCAGCGCUAAAAUAUACACACACUGUUCUGCAGUAACCUGUAUAUUUGCAUGCGCGCACACACACACACACACACACGCGCGUGCGCGCACACACACACUUUCCUGAAUCUUCUCCUCCACAUUCCACACUUUGGCUCAUCUGUAACGCCACUCACCAGAGACGGCCAACAUAAGGGAUCAACUCCUCCUGGCAGCUAAGCCCUCACACACACACACACACACACACACCUGACACAGUGAGAUAUGCAGUAUUUUCUUAUGUGGAGCACAUUUUUUGCUUUUUUGUGUAAUUUGUGGACGUUUAUAGAGAUUUAUUAGUCCUACAGACCAGCCGUGGAGGAUCCUGGACUUCACCCGACUUCACGUUCCUUUAGGAAAAUUCUUUUCUUUUUUUUUCCUGUUCAAAUAGGAUUUUUUUUUUGUUUUUUUUUCUAUAAAGAUUUCUGUCUAUAUAUAACGAAUAAGUGUCCGUUUCCACCCUGUCGAGUCCGAGCCUCUUUUCUUAUUUUCAUAUGUAAAAGAUGUGAUUAUACAAAACUAAAUACGACGCUGCCGAUAAUGUGCUAAUAACAAUAAACACACUCGAGCCCGGAACUGAAGACGGCAGCUAGACACGUCCACAUCCGCGUCUCUCUCCCGUGUGGGUCUUCCUCUCUGCUCAGGCCGCUUCACUCAACAGGCUCUGUGCAGAAGGCAAGGCGUCGAGUCCUUUAAGGACGUAGGAGUCGAGCUACAGGAUGUAAGCCCCGCCCUCCAGCCUGCAGGUUGUCCAUCACCGACUCCGUGUGUUUCAGUCGGAUCGUUCUGCUCCGAUCUCGUCACCAGUCGAUUGUACGUGUUCCCAAGGACGCAAAUACGGAUAAAGAAGAAAAAAAGAUCACUGUUCUGGGAAAAUGCUUUUUUUAUAUAUAUAUAUAAAUUAAUUUAAACCCUUCA
Molecule: messenger RNA, 3302 nt
Organism: Tachysurus vachellii
Lineage: Eukaryota; Metazoa; Chordata; Actinopteri; Siluriformes; Bagridae
Product: forkhead box protein K2-like
Exons: 9
Coding region: 388-2133 (581 amino acids)
Biological process (GO): regulation of transcription by RNA polymerase II
Molecular function (GO): DNA-binding transcription factor activity, RNA polymerase II-specific; protein binding; RNA polymerase II cis-regulatory region sequence-specific DNA binding
Source: RefSeq, a predicted model, not a curated record